UAAAAGUACACUACAGCUUAUAGCCUCUCAUUUUUUCUGUGCAGGCGGCAAUGUUAUGCUAAUCAAACGUGUGGACAAACCUUGCUAUUCAACUAACGUUAACGUUAGCUUUUGUAGAGAGGGUGGGUGACUAAGUUAAUAGUGAAUUUCAAAUCUAACAUCAACAGGGUCAACUGUUCUUUCUACUUCAAAAUUGGUGCAUGCCGCCAUGGCGACCGCUGUUCCAGGUUGCACAACAAACCCACUUUCAGCCAGACCAUCUUGAUUCAAAACAUCUACCGUAACCCCCAAAACAGUGCACAGACAGCCGACGCGUCCCGCUGUAAGUCCUAUUACUCCACAGCAGGGCGACAGGGGGGCGGCUAGUUCACCCCCUCUUUUUUUGUUAUGAUUCCGGCUCCUCCCGGUGUAGGUCCAGCUCAAAGCCUCUUGUGAAGAGGCAGCCUCAGCACUGUUAAACAGGGCUCCCAACCUUCCAGCACAUCACCUGCUCAUGGAGAACAUUCAGAGCACCCCCGCUCGCUAUGGCAGCAAUGCAAGUCGGCAAUGCACCCCUCUCUCCCAAAUGAAAAAGAAUGCAAUAGGUAGCAAAGAGCCUGAGCGUAAUCUAUCCUCAUGUUGAGCCCUGUGUAGCAGAGCUGAUGCUUUGCCUCCUGCACAGGUAAGUAUUGUCUAGGGAUGUGAUCUGGGCCAUGGUGUUGCAGUGUGGGCACGACCAUGUCCUCCGCUAACCUCCGCUUUACUUUCUCCACAAGGGGCUCAGAACUCUGCCUGACCACAUCCUGUGAAAUUGGUGUUGUCAUUCCUAUCACGGACCAACCCAGCACACCAUUGCCCUCUUGAACAUUUACCGUAACCCACAAAACAAUGCCCAGUCUGCUGAUGGUUUACGGAGUGCUGUAAGCGAUGUGGAAAUGCAAGAGCAUUAUGAUGAGUUCUUCGAGGAGGUCUUUACGGAGAUGGAGGAGAAAUAUGGAGAGGUGGAGGAGAUGAACGUGUGUGAUAACCUCGGUGACCAUCUAGUCGGAAACGUUUAUGUCAAGUUCCGCCGUGAGGAGGAUGCAGAGAAAGCUGUGAUGGACCUGAACAACCGCUGGUUCAACGCCCAGCCCAUCCAUGCAGAGUUGUCACCCGUCACCGACUUCAGAGAAGCCUGCUGUCGACAAUAUGAAAUGGGGGAAUGCACAAGAGGCGGCUUCUGUAACUUCAUGCAUCUGAAGCCCAUCUCUCGGGAGCUCCGGAAGGAACUGUAUGGGCGCCGCAGGAAACGGCACCGGUCGCGCUCACGUUCCCGUGAACGCCGUUCUCGUUCUCGUGACCGAGGCCGCCGUGAUCGUGAAAGGAAGAGGUCGAGGGAUCGGGAACGUUCUGGAAGAUUCUAACGCACCUCCUCUCAUCUCUCCGUGUUCCCUUGUCCCUUCAGUUCUGAACCAUUCAACCCGAUCAAAAUCCAUUUCAAAUGUUGGGCUUUUUUUCUUCUCGAUUAUUCCAUUUACUCUUUUUUUUUUAAUAACUCAAGAAGCCUGAUUUCUCAAUAAAUUACUUUGUAGUUA
Alosa alosa (allis shad) is the source of this 1553-nucleotide messenger RNA. RefSeq names its product splicing factor U2AF 35 kDa subunit. Gene Ontology annotation, biological process: mRNA splicing, via spliceosome. The record is from RefSeq and is a predicted model, not a curated record. The coding region runs from base 915 to 1382 and encodes 155 amino acids. Gene Ontology annotation, cellular component: spliceosomal complex; U2AF complex. NCBI's taxonomy places the organism in Eukaryota, Metazoa, Chordata, Actinopteri, Clupeiformes, Clupeidae. The transcript has 9 exons. Gene Ontology annotation, molecular function: pre-mRNA 3'-splice site binding; metal ion binding.